This is a messenger RNA of Cornus florida, 1268 nucleotides long. Its product is annotated as probable xyloglucan endotransglucosylase/hydrolase protein 7. Gene Ontology annotation, cellular component: cell wall; apoplast. Lineage: Eukaryota; Viridiplantae; Streptophyta; Magnoliopsida; Cornales; Cornaceae. The transcript is spliced from 4 exons. Gene Ontology annotation, molecular function: hydrolase activity, hydrolyzing O-glycosyl compounds; xyloglucan:xyloglucosyl transferase activity. The coding region runs from base 70 to 954 and encodes 294 amino acids. Gene Ontology annotation, biological process: xyloglucan metabolic process; cell wall biogenesis. The record is from RefSeq and is a predicted model, not a curated record.
GCUUUACAAGUCCUCAAUCUUUCAUACACACAUUCCCACACACUACUAUAACUCUCUCAUAAGGCAAUCAUGGUGUCAUUGACAUACCCCACCAUGAAAAAUGUUGUUGUCCCUCUUUUCUUGCAUAUGUUUCUUGCCUUUUCGCUCACCGUUUGGGGGCGACCGGCCUUUUUUGCGCAGGACUUUCGUAUCACUUGGUCGGACACCCAUAUCCGGCAACUCGAAGGCGGGAGGGCCAUCCAGCUAGUUCUCGACCGCAAUUCAGGAUGUGGUUUUGCUUCCAAGAGCCAGUACUUGUUUGGCAGGGUCAGCAUGAAGAUCAAGCUCGUCCCCGGUGACUCUGCCGGCACUGUCACCGCCUUUUAUAUGAAUUCUGACACUGACAACAUACGUGAUGAGCUGGACUUUGAAUUCUUGGGGAAUCGUACUGGACAGCCUUACACAGUCCAGACCAAUGUGUACGCUCAUGGAAAGGGUGAUCGGGAGCAAAGGAUCAACCUCUGGUUCGACCCUGCUGCUGAGUUCCACACUUACUCCAUUUUGUGGAACCAUCGUCAUGUUGUCUUCUACGUGGAUGAAGUGCCAAUCAGAGUGUACAAGAACAAUGAAGCCAGAGGAAUUCCAUUCCCAAAGUUCCAACCAAUGGGAGUGUACUCCACCUUGUGGGAAGCAGAUGAUUGGGCAACAAGGGGUGGUCUUGAGAAAAUAGAUUGGAGCAAAGCCCCUUUCUAUGCCUACUACAAGGACUUCGACAUUGAGGGAUGCCCUAUGCCAGGACCUUCAACUUGUGCCUCAAACCCUCGAAAUUGGUGGGAAGGAGGUGCUUACCAACAGCUCAGCAUUGUCGAAGCUCGACGAUACAAGUGGGUUCGUAUGAACCACAUGAUUUACGACUACUGCACUGAUAAAUCGCGCUACCCCGUCACUCCACCGGAGUGCGUGGCCGGAUUCUAAAUUCCAUCCAGUCAGUCACCGUACGCACAUCUGAUUAAUCUAUGUGAAGUUACGAAAAUAUCCAGUGUGCAAAUGGAGGGGGUGUGGAGGGAAUAAUUUGGGUAUGUGUUCAUAAAUAAGCCUAAGUUUGUGGAGGGUUUGUCAAAGGAGUGUGCAAAAGUUUGUGGAGGGUUUUUUUUUUUUAUACAAUAUGUUUGUGCUUGUAUUUGUUGCACAGUGUUUGUGCGAAUAAUGCUCAUAAUUGUGAAAAAGAUGUAUUUAUAUAAAUAUAUAUAAUAUACCCAAAUGUCAAUAUCUCAACUUGAGGCAAAUAA